AUGGUCGCUCGUUUUACAUCUCUCGUUGCAGCCAUUGGACUAAUUGCAACAUCUGUCAAUGCAUCUGGCAUGAUUGCUCAAGUCGUGGAUGCCACCAAUUUCUGUGUGUUUUUGCCUCCUUCUGAUUCCACUGAUCGUAUCAUCUCCAACACUGAAUGGAAUGCCAAUGCAUUCUGUAUGGGUAGCACGCCUGGCGCUACUGGUGCAGACAAAUUGCCUUCAGGCUUCAUCACAUCUGCUCACUAUGUUAAAACCGAUGCUUAUGUUCAAGUUACCGGUCAAAUGGAUUAUACAAAGGCCAACUUAGUCGGUACUGAUGAAGGUGGUCAAAUGGACGUCAGAGCUCCCAUGGGCUCCAGUUGUGCUGGUUGGGACUACUACGUCAACCUCAUUGAACCUAUAUCGAAUACUUAUUGUAUGCGUUGUUGUAAUGAUACUGUAAACUGUAAUCGUGGUAUCUCUGAGAAGGGUUGUGCUCAUAUCAUUCCUGGUGACUACAGUGGACCCAGUGGUGGCUCUGCUGCUACUACCAACAGCGCUGCUGCUACCAGUGCUGCUGCUACUACCACUGCCGCUGCCACCUCAAGCACAGCAUCCUCUUCUUCUGUGGCAUCUUCUUCUUCAGUUGCUUCAUCUUCUGCUGCUAGCUCCUCUUCUCCUGCUGUUAAACCAACAGAUGCCGCUGCUUCAUCCAGCGCUUCUCCUAAACCUUCCAAUGGCAAUGUCUCUGAACAAUCGUUGAAUGCUGCUGGUAUCAACAAGCCUGCCUCAAUUGCUGUGGGUGCUGGUAUCUUGCUGUCUGCUGCCUUGAUGGUUUAA
Mucor velutinosus is the source of this 819-nucleotide messenger RNA. RefSeq lists its product as uncharacterized. The record is from RefSeq and is a predicted model, not a curated record. The transcript has 2 exons. The coding region runs from base 1 to 819 and encodes 272 amino acids. Lineage: Eukaryota; Fungi; Mucoromycota; Mucoromycetes; Mucorales; Mucoraceae.